Molecule: messenger RNA, 3005 nt
Organism: Lytechinus pictus (painted urchin)
Lineage: Eukaryota; Metazoa; Echinodermata; Echinoidea; Temnopleuroida; Toxopneustidae
Product: peroxisome assembly protein 10-B-like
Exons: 5
Coding region: 101-442 (113 amino acids)
Biological process (GO): protein import into peroxisome matrix
Cellular component (GO): peroxisomal membrane
Molecular function (GO): zinc ion binding
Source: RefSeq, a predicted model, not a curated record
GAAGUUAACAAUUUGGCGGUUGUUCGUAACUUAGGAAAUGAGAGGUGUCAGAUGAUUUGAUGAUUUACUCUUUUUAAAAGACAAUAUAGGCUUUCCUGGCAUGGCAACCUUCCAGUCAGCAGGUCAGGCCGAGAUCAUCAGAAGCAGUCAGAAAGAUGAAGUUUAUCAGACACAGCUGAGAGGCAGUAUCCAUGAUGUCGUCCAGUCACUAAUAGGUGCAAGAUUUUGGGUGAGAUGGAGAAAGGAGCUGGAUGUUGUCUCUGAUGUGUUGUACUUUGGACUAACCACAGUAGCAGGCUUUCAAACCCUUGGUGAAGAGUAUGUGAAUAUACUUCAAGUGGAUAAUACUAGGAGAGCCAUUCCAUCAUUGCAGGUUGGUCCGCAUUGGAUGAAUACUGAUGAGGGAGAAAAGAAUGAGGCAAGCUCAGGCUUGUGUAAAUAGAAAGCGUAAGUUAUUUCGUUCAACAAACAAAGGUUAUAUUGGGCAAGAAUGUUGGAAAUUUUCAAGGUUCUUCUACUACUUCCGACAACUUAUUUCGUAUACCCUUUGGGUCAAGAAAUCGAUAUUCGCUUGGCAGUGUCGCCAACUUAUAUGUACAAAAUAGUUGGCGCGGGUAUGCAAGUUGCCUCAGACCACCGACGAACGUUUUGCCUGUGGUAGACAUGGGCACUGGAGAAGUUGCCCAGGUAUCAGGAAGCAAGAUCCCAGCAAGAUUCAUCCUUCAGAGAUAACAAUGCUCAACAGAGUUAAAUGAUCCAUUGAUCAUGGUCAAACUGAGCAAGGUAAAUGUCAGUUUUGUUCUGUAUUUGACGAAGUGUGGUAUUUGAGAACUGAAGAGUAGAAUGAUCAGAAGGGCGUAGCAAAGGAAUCUAUUCUUGAUUCUACCUAGUCCAUAAUUAUAUGUUAAGAAAAGAUGUGUUAUUUUGGUUGAAUUCCACCUCUUACUAAUGAACCUAGACAUAGAUAUGACACAGAUCAAACAAUCUGGAAUAUAUUGACUACUCCUGGUCCGUCAGCGGGCCCUUCUAAAUUAAGAAAUAUAGAAACAGAGCAUUGUUGAAUUUGUUUCGGUUGGGAAACAUCGAGUAACGUUAGUGUUGAUUCGACAAGAUGUGCAGGGUAGGAGGAAGAAUUUUAUUUGAGAAAUUAUGAGUAUGAUCAAUGAAAUUCAGAACCUUUGGUUAAAGGUAGAUUGAAUGCUUCCUUACAAUUUGGAAAUCAACUGAUGCAUCUCAAUUUGUUGUAGAUGUCAAUGAACAUGGUUACAAAUUACCUUACAAUAAGAUGAUAAGUCAGCAUUGACAUCGAUCCCGAUUUCGUUUCUGAAGCCAUUAACGAAUUAUUAUUAAAAAGGGUUUGGUUGUUGAAUCCACCACUACACCCCAUGAUGUUACCCCCUUUCAGAUUCAAUUCAGAGUUCAGAUAUAAAAAGAGACUGAUUCUUGGUUAACGUUAUGUCAACUAACACUUGUGGAAGAACACUAUUAUACUUGAAGACUGGAAUGUAGUCAUGUCUUAUUUAAAACAGGGAGAUUUUAUGCUUUCCUUUGAACUUAAGCAAGGUUAUCAUCAUUAUUACAUUUUUCAAGUGCAUGAAAAAUUGUAGGCUUUAGUUGGGAUUUUGGUAGUGGUACAAGGUUUUUCUCCUAUUUAGGUGUUGUCAUUGGGUUGGCAACAGCUACCUUUGUUUUCAUUACACGAUUUAAGCCUAUCGUUAAUCAUUGGCGUAUAGAAAUGGUAUUUUCAUUUUUUUUUGUAUAUAGAUGAUUGGGUCGUGCUGCUUCCUUUGAUUCGUAUGAUACUAUGGUCAAGACGGUGAAAAAUGACUUACUUGAAGCAGGUUUGAUACCAAAUGUUGAGAAAUAUCUCAAUGGACUCCUGUCCAGUGUUUGGAUUGGUUAGGAAUACCACGGGAAAGCAGAGUAGCUUAUAUAAAGAUUACUGAAAGAAGGAUGAAGGAUCUUGAGUUAUGUUCAGAUUCAUUUCAAGCAGAAUUGCCUGAGGUUUCAGCACGAAAGAUCGUAGUUAUAGUUGGAAAGAUACAUUGUAUCCAGUGUUUGGCACAGUUACUCAAAUUAAAAACCAGAUUUAUGCAUCACGAAAUCAUCCGGAGGGUACAUUGGGAUAGGACAUAAUGUGAUCAAUAGUGAUGAAUUAAUAUUCGUGUUCUUCUUCUGGAGAAGAAUUUGCAUAUUCUUAACGUAAACAUUAUUUCUGCUUAUUCAGUUCCACAGACUUUCAUCUAUUCUGAUGCAAGUCCAUCAGGCUGCGGGGCCUGGGUUUCUGAGUGCGCAGGCAUGAAAUGGGAUGAGAUUGGUUUGAGUUUGAAAUGGUUAAAAACUCCACUUGGAGAGAACUCAAGUCAGUAAGUAUGACACUGCAAACAGUUGUAUCUCACAUGAGACAUAAAACUGUCAAGGUCCUCUGUGAUAAUAAAGGAGUAGGAUCGAUUGUAAAUAAAGGAAGUAUGAUUGCAGAAUUGCAUGAGAUGAGUUUACACAUCUUUGAGUUGUGUAAAAGAAACAACAUUAGUCUUCACGUUCAUUGGGCUCCCAGAGAGGAGAACUGUUUUGCAGAUGCAUUAAGUCGCAUGAUAGAUUUUGAUGAUUGGGGUGUGUCAGAUGAAUUUGUCGGAUUUUUGGACAAAAUCUGGGGCCCUCACACUGUGGACAGACUUGCGGACGAUUUUAAUUUCAAAAUUAAGAAGUUCAAUUCUAAAUAUUGGUGUCCCCUAAUAGAUCAUGUUGAUCCCUUCUCAUGUGAUUGGUCGGGCGAGAAUAAUUGGUUGGUUCCACCUAUCGAAUGUAUAGCAUGUAUAUAGGGCAAGUACUUAAGCAUCUGAAGGUUUUGUUCUGCUAGGGGGACUUUGGUUGUUCCCUUCUGGCCGUCUGCACCCUUCUGGCCGAUUCUUUUCUCUGAACAAAGUGAUUUUCGUUCCUUAUUCUCUGAAUACUUCAAAAUUGAUAAUCCUCAAGGAAUUUUCGUUCAAGGCAGAAAUAAUAAU